Messenger RNA from Toxorhynchites rutilus septentrionalis, 1637 nucleotides. RefSeq lists its product as uncharacterized. NCBI's taxonomy places the organism in Eukaryota, Metazoa, Arthropoda, Insecta, Diptera, Culicidae. The transcript has 3 exons. The coding region runs from base 154 to 897 and encodes 247 amino acids. Gene Ontology annotation, cellular component: nucleus. The record is from RefSeq and is a predicted model, not a curated record.
UGUUUCGUUCGAGGUGUUUUCAAAUUCGAAUACCUUUCGUUCGGACUGUUUUGUUUUCGAACAUCUUUCAUUCGAAUCAAACCAAACGUCAAACCCACUUUGUUUAUGAAGGAGUGAAUAAUUUCCGCAGCGGAUGAGCGGUGAACUGCAAAAAUGGAAAAAAACAAAAACAAAACAACCACUAAAAAUCAGUUCGAGCGGAUUGUGCUGCUUCUGGAGCAAGAGCCGGACAUAGCAAAGGGUUUCUCCCGAGGAAAUUCCGGACCCUUCUGGGAUGAUCUGGCGGCAGAAGUCAAUAGUUUGGGACCGCCUAUUCGCGAUGGAAGUGGAUGGAAAAAGGUUUGGGCGGACUAUAAGUCCGGAUUAAAGCGAAAACUCGCUCACAACAAACGGGAGCAGAGGGCGACAGGUGGAGGACCCAAUAAAAUUAUCAAUUUGUCCGAGCUGGAGGAGCAGGCAGUUCUACUAACUGGGUUACUUGCGACCGUGGAAGGAAUCCCGGGUACCUCAUCUCAUGGAACACAGUUGGGUUCGCCUUCGGGUGAACCUCAAGCUGCAGACCAGGAAAAUUUUAUAUAUUAUGGUACUUCCGACGAGUGUGACGGUAUCAAUAAUACCAUUCACUUCCAGCCCUCUCAGCCGAAAAAAUCCAGACCUUCUACCACGAGGCUAUUAGAGCUGCAAGUCGAGCAACAAAACAAAUUUCACACCAAUGUGAAAUCCCUGUUAAAAAACACAAACAAGAAUUUGAGUGAUCUGGUUCAUUAUCAGCGCCAAUCAGCUCGAGCGAUUCUUUCCGUGGAUGCCACACUCAAAGAACAUCUGAGUGAACAAAAACGACAUAACCACGAGAUGGAGAAGAUCGCGCUGGAGAAAUCAAUAGCGACAAAUCCUUGAAACGCAGAUUGCGUAUAUUUCAGAACAUUAGAAUAAUGUUUCAAAAUAUCAGUGAUCUGAUUUUUUAUCUUUAUAUUGUAACUCAAGUAUAAAAAAAUGAAAAAAGUUCUAAUCGUAUUUUUAUAUCUUUCCAUGGAAGAAAAAUCUUACUUAAUUUUUUCUUUGAAGUUUGUUUGGAAUAGCAUCAAAAUUAUAUAAACUUUUUUAAAAUUCACGAAUUUCGCCUAUAGUUUAUGGAACUUCCUUAACCCCUUCACGUACAACAUUGAACUUCACUCGUUGUUUCUCGAUGUGAAAUAAUUACAUAGCUUCAGGCAUAUGAUGAGGAUACCGACAACUGAAGAUUAUCAAAUUUCCGUUAUUUAAAAAAAAAAUUGAAUGAGCUAAAAAUAUAAAAUAUAAUUUGAAUAUUAUAAUUAAAAUAAAAACGAACGAGUUAGUACGUAGUAAUAACUCCUUCGUUUUUAUUUUAAACACAACAUGUAUUUGCUCAUCAUAGGGCACCCAUGUUAGAUACCCACACUCAGCAGAGUAGCGGAACGACUCGAAGUGCUCGUUUUGGGCCGUGCUGUUGGAAAUUAAAUCGUACAGCAAGGGGUUAAAACAACGCAAAAAGUAUUAACAAUGGUUAUUUGAAUACUUGGCCUGCUUACGAGAAAUCGAUAAUGACAUGUUCUCAAAGUGUUGGCAGGAAUAAGAGUAAAUAAUUCUGCCGAAACCAUAGUUAAGUAAGGAAGACA